AUGGGUAAAAGAAAAAUCAAAACCCAAGAUAUAGAAAGAAGGAAGAAACUUAAACAAGAUCAAGAUGCACAAUUAUCUACUGGAUUAUUUAAUGAAGAAAUUCAAAGUGAUAUAGAAGACGGGGAAGCAGAAGAAAAUUCAAAAGAUUGGGAAAAUGAAGAACAAGAAUAUGAACUAAGACCUAGGCAAAUGAAAGAAAAACAUAUGGUUGAAUCUUUACCUAUUAAAAAAAGUGAUGGUACUGUAGAAAGAGUGCUACGAGAAGUAGUUCAAAAGGAAGAACCAGAAGAAGAAGAUGAAGAAGAACAAAUAGAACAAGAACCACCACAAGAACAGGAAGAAGAAGAAGAAGAAGAAGACUCCAACCUAACACCACAAGAAAAACUUAUCAAAACAAAAGAAGAAAUAGCAGAAUUAGCAUCCAAAUUAAUUGAAAAUCCAGAAGAAAAUAUAUCAUGUUUAACAAGAUUAAGAAAAAUGAGUGAAUCAAAAAAUUUUAUGACUUCACAAUUAUCAAUAAUGUCAUUAAUUCCAAUAUUUAAAUCUUUAGCUCCAUCAUAUAAAAUUAGACCAUUAACUGAUAUGGAAAAAAGAGAAAAAGUAAGUAAAGAAAUUUCAAGAUUAAGAACUUUUGAACAAUCUUUAGUUAUAAAUUAUAAAUCAUAUAUUGAAUUAUUAUACAAACAUUCUAAAAUAUCAUAUUCAAAUUCAUUAAAUAAUAACAAAAUUACAAGUGAUCAAUUAAAAAGGGGAAAUUUAGCAUUAAAAGCAGCAAAUGAAUUAUGUUUAUCAUCAUUGAGACAUUUUAAUUAUAGAUCUGAAUUAUUUACCAUAUUAAUAAAAAGACUCAACAAAAAGCCAAAACAAGAAAAUGAUUUACCAAUAUUUAUAAAAUCAAUAAGAACUUUAGAAACAUUAUUAAAAGAAGAUGAAGAACAUGGAGAUAUAACUUUUGAUAUUAUAAAAAUAAUGACAAAAACUAUAAAGGAUAAAAAAUUUCGAAUAGAUGAAUCUGUAUUAAAUAUUUUUUUAUCAAUUUCAUUAUUAGAAGAUUAUGAUCCAAAUGAAAAUAAAGAAGAUAUAAAACCAAAAUUGAAAAAAAAAAAUAGAAUUCAUUUAUCAAAAAAAGAACGUAAAAAUAGAAAAGAAAGAAAAGAAAUUGAAGACGAAAUGAGAAGUGCUCAACAAGCUAUUACAAUUGAACAAAGAGAAAAAUAUCAAUCGCAAGUUUUAAAAAUGAUAUUAAUGAGUUAUUUGGAAAUUUUAAAAGCUGGUCAAGGAUCUUUUCAAAAGGGAGAUGAAAAUGAUGAUGCUGUAUUAUUAGUUGGAAGUGUUUUGGAGGGGCUAAGUAAAUAUGGACAAAUGGCAAAUUUUGAUUUAUUAGGUGAUUUCCUACAAGUUUUAAGAGAAAUUAUGGUAGAUAUAAUGGAAGAACAAGAUGGAAUAUACACGGGUAAAGAAAUCAAAAUUAUAUUACUAUGUAUUGCAACAUCAUUUUCAUUAGUUUUAAAUCAUGGAUCAAUGGGUAGAUUACCAAUAGCAAUAGAUUUUAAUUCAUUCAUUGAUACAUUAUAUAAAUUAUUAACAUAUAUUGCAUUAGAUCCAGAUUUAGAAUUUAGUCAUAAAACAUUAAGAUUAGCUGAUCCAAUAACAGAAGAAUUAAAUAAACCAUCAGUAAAUGUUUCAACAAAAUCAGAAUUAUUAUUAAGAUGUUUAGAUUUUAUAUUUUUUAGAUCUAAAAAUGGUACUAUAUCAAGAGCUAGUGCUUUUACUAAGAGAUUAUAUAUUUUAGCUUUACAAACACCAGAAAAGACAUCAUUAGCAAUAUUAAAAUUUAUUGGUAAAUUAAUGAGUAGAUAUGAUAAUAAUUUAAAAGGAUUAUGGAAUACAGAAGAUAGUGUUGGUGAAGGAAAUUAUAUAUUAGGAAUUGAAAAAAAUGAUGAACUGAUUAUAAGAUUAGAAAGAUGUAAUAUUGGUUCAGCUACUUUAUGGGAAAAUGUUUUAUUAGAUAAUUAUUAUGCUCCAAUGGUUAAAGAUGGUUCAAGGUCUUUAAUGAAGAAUAGUAAAUCAGAAGGUAGGUAG
Lodderomyces pseudojiufengensis is the source of this 2082-nucleotide messenger RNA. RefSeq lists its product as uncharacterized. Gene Ontology annotation, cellular component: nucleolus. The record is from RefSeq and is a predicted model, not a curated record. The transcript has a single exon. Gene Ontology annotation, molecular function: chromatin binding. The coding region runs from base 1 to 2082 and encodes 693 amino acids. Lineage: Eukaryota; Fungi; Ascomycota; Pichiomycetes; Serinales; Debaryomycetaceae. Gene Ontology annotation, biological process: DNA replication initiation.